Fusarium oxysporum Fo47 is the source of this 321-nucleotide messenger RNA. Its product is annotated as thioredoxin-like protein. Gene Ontology annotation, biological process: cellular response to oxidative stress. NCBI's taxonomy places the organism in Eukaryota, Fungi, Ascomycota, Sordariomycetes, Hypocreales, Nectriaceae. The transcript has 3 exons. Gene Ontology annotation, molecular function: glutathione disulfide oxidoreductase activity. Bases 1 to 321 code for a protein of 106 amino acids. The record is from RefSeq and is a predicted model, not a curated record. Gene Ontology annotation, cellular component: cytoplasm; nucleus.
AUGACUCAAGCAUCUACCAAGGUUCAGCAGCUCAUUGACAACAACUCUGUUGUUGUCUUCUCCAAGUCGUACUGCCCUUACUGCAAGCAGACUAAGAAGACUCUGGAUGAGCUCAACGCCGAGUACGAGCUCCUCGAGCUUGACGAAGUUUCCGACGGUUCUGCCCUCCAGGACGCUCUUGAGCAAAUCUCUGGCCAGCGCACCGUUCCCAAUGUCUACAUCAAGCAGCAGCACAUUGGCGGCAACUCUGACGUUCAGAGCUUAAAGUCUGGUGGAAAGCUUGCUUCUCUGCUCAAGGAGGCCGGUGCCCUGAAGGCGUAA